AUGGACUUCGACCACCUCGCAGAAGAGAGAUCGAAUCUGAUCUUCCAAGUGUGGCUCCAGAAUCUACUGCGAAACUCACCCGAGGAGCUGGCGGGGAAGGUUGCUUCCCGCCACCGUGCUGGCACACCCGUCAAAGCCGCGCCGCUUGCCAAUGGCGCUUUCAAUGUUUGUUACCGCGUGACCUACGAUGACGGCCAUCGUGUCGUGGUUCGUUUCACUGCUCUUGGUCGGAUCGUCGCUCGUAGUGAGAAGGUCGAAGACGAGGUCGCUAUCAUGCAAUAUGUUGCCCAGCAUACAAGGGUCCCUGUUCCCAAGGUUCUGGGUUCUGGAAAGUGUGUGGUUGGCCCAUACAUCGUAAUGGACUACGUUGAGGGCAAGCCAUUGAGUGGGCAUCUUAGAGAACUGUCUCAGAAGAUAGUCACACUGCGCUCGAACAUCAACAUGUCUGUAUUGCGAAGAGCUUAUAUGGCCAUGGCCGAGAUCUUGCUGGAGCUAUCGAAGCCUAAAUUCCCCUUCAUUGGAGCUGUUCGACUGGACGAGUCCGGCGAGUGGACGGUGCAGAAACGACCAUUCACCUUCAACAUGAAUCGACUUGCUCAGUUUUCCAAUAUUCCGCACAGUAUAUUUGAACAACAUCGCUUCGACAAUGCAGCAGAUUAUUUUGAGGAGCUUGCGCAUCACCAUUUCCAUCAUUUGGAGCUACAGCGCAAUGAUGCGGUAACCGAUGAAGAUGACUGCCGGAAGAAGUACAUUGCGCGUUGUCUUUUCCGCAAAUUGUCGCGUGCUAUCUCCAAGGAACACUGCAAGGGUCCUUUCAGGCUAUAUUGCGAUGACCUCCGUCCCGACAAUGUUCUUGUUGAUGCAUCAAGACUGGCUGUUACUGGAGUCAUCGAUUGGGAGUUCUCCUAUGCUGCUCCUGUCGAAUUCACAUAUGCGGUUCUCAAGGAGUGUGAGGCCAAGAAAUUCCAGGACAAUUUCUUGUCACAAUCACAACGGCUAUCCAUCGCUAUGGAGAAAUCAUUGGAGACUGGAUUAUUUUGGAUUUGUCUUGCUUCACGCCACAGUUCCAUGUUCGAUGAGAUAUAUUGGAAGUUUAUCGAUCCAAGGUUCUAUGGCCCAUUGACAACUGUCAAUGAUCGACUGGGUCUGCUCAGUGAGGAAGAGCGGGCGAACGUCGACACCAUCGUUGAGCAAAAGAUGCUGCAGGCAAGUGAGGGCACUUUCGUCUCUCAUUACAGCAUUGACGAACUAGUUGACCUAUGA
Molecule: messenger RNA, 1263 nt
Organism: Aspergillus uvarum CBS 121591
Lineage: Eukaryota; Fungi; Ascomycota; Eurotiomycetes; Eurotiales; Aspergillaceae
Product: phosphotransferase family protein
Exons: 2
Coding region: 1-1263 (420 amino acids)
Biological process (GO): protein phosphorylation
Molecular function (GO): protein kinase activity; ATP binding
Source: RefSeq, a predicted model, not a curated record